Molecule: messenger RNA, 963 nt
Organism: Erigeron canadensis
Lineage: Eukaryota; Viridiplantae; Streptophyta; Magnoliopsida; Asterales; Asteraceae
Product: PRA1 family protein F3-like
Exons: 1
Coding region: 210-758 (182 amino acids)
Biological process (GO): vesicle-mediated transport
Cellular component (GO): endoplasmic reticulum; Golgi apparatus
Source: RefSeq, a predicted model, not a curated record
ACAAAAUUAAUCAAAUUAAUGCCGUUUAUAAAAGAAAAACAACAAAUUAAUACAGUACAAAAAUAUUGAAGGGCCGUUUCCAUAUUAUAGUCAAUUAAAUUAAAUUAUCAUAUAUCAGUUAUACACCCAGGCAGGCAGUUCAUUUGUAGUACUCUCCCCCCACCCAAAUUUCAUCAAACCCUUACUUGAUUCAGAUCACGCCGGCGACGAUGACGACUUACGGCACAAUCCCAACGUCAUCAUCACAAGGUAAAAACAUCGAAUAUCUAUCACGAGCAAAAGCACGUAUUAAAUCAGGUUUAGGCACGCGCCGUCCUUGGAAACAAAUGUUCAACCUCUCUUCAGUUAAUUUCCCUCACGGCGUUUCCGACGCCUUUGCGCGUGUUAAAACUAACCUCGGUUACUUUCGUAUGAACUACGCUGUGAUUAUGCUGUCAAUUUUAUUUCUGAGUUUAUUGUGGCAUCCGAUUUCCUUAAUUGUGUUUGUUAUCAUGAUGGCUGUCUGGUUGUUCCUUUACUUUCUUCGAGAUGAAGCGCUUAUGGUUUUCCACCGUACGAUCGAUGAUCGGACGGUGCUGGUCGUUUUGUCUAUUCUUACUAUUGUUUUGCUUCUGUUGACCGGUGCUACAUGGAAUAUCGUUUCGUCGGUUUUGAUCGGAUUGGCGGUUGUGCUUGUUCAUGCUGUUGUGAGGACUACUGAUGACUUGUCGUUAGACGACGAUGCCGGUGAAUAUCUCGUUUCUUCUUCUUCGGUUUAAGAAGCAAGGAUUGCAGGUUUUAAAUUACUCUUUAUUUUUUCUUCUUUUGGUUUUUAGGCUGUUAGUUAAUUACUGUUUAUUGUUUACUCUGGAAUUAUUUUUAUGUAUCUAUAUAUGUGAGUGUGGGAGAAUGUUAGAUUUGAGAUUCAAUUUGUGUGUGAAGUUGAAUUCUCUUUUAUCGAAUACAUUUGUUCUUUGUGAUUCA